AGAAGAUAGUGGAACAUUAGGAAAAAAUAUGGGAGUGAUAGCAUUGACUUGUUUCCUUAACGCGAUUCGAGGGGAAGCCCCAAAUUUACGUAAUGGUCUGCCUUCAAAUCCAAAGCUGCCUCCUCUCCUUUCCAUUCCAAAGCCGUCUUGGGUCGUCAGAACUGAGUCGAAUGUUCGCAAAGAAAGAAGAAAGCAGCCAGAUCAUCCUUGUGUUGUAUGUAAAGGGAAUGGCAGAGUCGAGUGCUACCAUUGCCAUGGCAGAGGGAGGACUAACUUUAUGGACGUAGAGGUGCUUCCAAGAGGAGAAUGGCCGAAAUGGUGCAAGACUUGUGGUGGAACUGGGCUUGGAUACUGUUCUCGUUGCCUUGGGACCGGUGAAUACCGAUAUAUAAUGGGAUUUCAUUUCAUGAAACGGGAUGAUGAACCUGAAGUUUGAACCAAACUGCUCCGGGAGGAGCUUCAAACUGUGGAAUGAUGUUCCAGUAAUCAGUAUAGUAAUCCGACGAGUGAAUAUGGGCUAAAACUCAUCUGGAUCAAGUAGCGAAGGCCAACAGACAAUGGAAAUGGAAAUGGAUUGGAUGAAGAAAGACAGCAGAGGAUUCAGCAGAAGUAAAGGUUUCAGUGGAAAUUCUUAACAAAAGAAACUUCAUUUCUAUAUAAUCUUUCAACCUAACUCGUUAUGAUAUGAAUGUUUCAACAAUUGCAUAAAAGGAAUGAUUUACUUGGUCAAUAUACAAUUCUUUUUUUUUAAUAAGUUUUACAUUGUAUAUUACUGUCAGUUCUUUUAUUUCAAUGCUUCAAUUGUAGCUUUGA
This is a messenger RNA of Solanum dulcamara, 813 nucleotides long. RefSeq lists its product as uncharacterized. Lineage: Eukaryota; Viridiplantae; Streptophyta; Magnoliopsida; Solanales; Solanaceae. The record is from RefSeq and is a predicted model, not a curated record. Bases 29 to 436 code for a protein of 135 amino acids. The transcript has 6 exons.